GUUAUUUCUAAAGAUAACAAAGGUCAAAAGGCAUCCAGCAUUUUCUGGUUUCUCAUAAGCUUCUGGUCAAUAUUUAAUCUGGUUUAUGGAUUUUUUUUAGGUCUUCUAGAUGCCUUCUUGAGCCUGCUUGUGGCCACCCACAGACACUUGUAAGGAGGAGAGAAAUCAGCUUGGGAGAGGCACUCUGAAAUGAGGGAUUAGAGGCCAGGAUCCAAGGAGCAAGCACUGCAGCCUGAAGGCAAGGGAGCAGGCCCCGACGACGCCCCCACUGCCGAGAGGUCCGCAAUGGCCUCCCUUGGCCUCCAACUCGUAGGCUACGUCCUGGGCCUCCUGGGGUUGUUGGGCACCCUGGUGGCCAUGCUACUUCCCAGCUGGCGAACAAGCUCCUACGUCGGUACGAGCAUCGUGACAGCCGUCGGAUUCUCCAAGGGCCUCUGGAUGGAGUGUGCCACGCACAGCACAGGCAUCACACAGUGCGACAUCUACAGCACCCUCCUAGGCCUGCCCGCUGACAUCCAGGCUGCCCAGGCCAUGAUGGUGACAUCCAGUGCGCUCUCUUCUUUGGCCUGCAUAGUCUCUGUGGUGGGCAUGAGAUGCACAGUCUUCUGCCAGGACUCCCGAGCCAAGGACAGGUUGGCUGUGGUGGGCGGAGUCUUCUUCAUCCUCGGAGGCCUCCUGGGCUUCAUUCCUGUUGCCUGGAAUCUUCAUGGGAUCCUGCGGGACUUCUACUCCCCACUGGUACCUGACAGCAUGAAAUUUGAGAUCGGAGAGGCUCUUUACCUGGGCAUUAUUUCCUCCCUCUUCUCCCUGGUAGCUGGAAUCAUCCUCUGCUUUUCCUGCCCAUUCCAGGGAAAUCGCUCCAACUACUAUGAUUCCUACCAGGCCCAGCCCCUCGCAACUAGGAGCUCCCCAAGGGCCAGCCAACUGCCCAAAGUCAAGAGUGAGUUUAACUCCUACAGCCUGACAGGGUAUGUGUGAAGAACCAGGGGCCAGAGCUGGGGGCGGGUGGCUGGGUCUGUGAAAACCAGCGGACAGUGCCCCCCCCCACCCAGGGCCGCAGGUGAGGGACACUGGCACUGGGACAUGUCAGAAGGUGCUGAGGAUAGACUGACUUUGGCCGCUGGAUAAAGCGAAGGCAGAAACGGGAACUGGUGUGACA
Messenger RNA from Enhydra lutris kenyoni (northern sea otter), 1159 nucleotides. RefSeq names its product claudin 2. Lineage: Eukaryota; Metazoa; Chordata; Mammalia; Carnivora; Mustelidae. Gene Ontology annotation, molecular function: structural molecule activity. Gene Ontology annotation, biological process: calcium-independent cell-cell adhesion; bicellular tight junction assembly. Gene Ontology annotation, cellular component: plasma membrane; bicellular tight junction. The record is from RefSeq and is a predicted model, not a curated record. The transcript has a single exon. Bases 286 to 978 code for a protein of 230 amino acids.